GGCGGGAGCGAGGGGCGGAGGCGCAGCGCUGUCGGAGGCCGGGGCAUGGGGCGCGCAGCAGUGGAGCUGGCCUGAACCUUGGACCUUGCCUUCCAACAGAAUCGGUGUCUCAGCCCCAGCAGGAGCCGAUCAUGGCCUCCAAGCCUGAGAAGAGGGUGGCCUCCUCUGUGUUCAUCACCCUGGCACCCCCACGCCGUGACGUGGCUGUGACUGAGGCAGUGGGCCAGGCAGCUUGUGAAGCUCGACAUGCCCGGCCCUGGGAGACUCCCAUGAAGACCCCUGGGGCCGGCUUGAGCAGGAACCCCAAUACCUGGACACCCUCUGGCAGAACCACUGCCUCGCUCCCUGCAGCCCCACCCCGGCUCUCCAAUGGAGGAUGCUCUCCCCCACCUCCUUCCCUGAAUGAUGAGGACCUUGACCUCCUCCCACCUCCUCCACCACCGCCUUCGGCCUACCUGCCUCUCCCAGAAGAGGAGCCUCCUGCCCUGACGGGGACAUCACUCAUUUCUGACUUGGAACAACUACACCUGCCCCCGCCCCCACCUCCGCCCCUACCACAGGCUCUACCAAAGGGAUCCUCCGUCCGGCCUCAGCCCAGUCACCUCAGACCCUCGGAAGAGGAGCUGCCUCCUCCUCCAGAAGAGCCUGUCACGUUUCCAGAGAGAGAGGCAUCCACAGAUGUCUGCGGCUUCUGUCACAAGCCCGUGUCCCCUCGAGAGCUGGCUGUGGAGGCCAUGAAGAGGCAGUACCAUGCCCUGUGCUUCACCUGCCGCACCUGCCGCCGCCAGCUCGCUGGGCAGAGAUUCUACCAGAAGGAUGGGCGCCCCCUGUGCGAACCCUGCUACGAGGACACGCUGGAGAAGUGUGGCAAGUGCGGAGAGGUGGUCCGAGACCACGUCAUCCGGGCCCUGGGCAAGGCCUUCCACCCACCCUGCUUCACGUGUGUGACCUGCGCCCGGUGCAUCGGGGAUGAGAGCUUUGCACUGGACAGCCAGAACCAGGUGUACUGCGUGACUGAUUUCUACAGGAAAUUUGCCCCCAUGUGCAGCAUCUGUGAGAAUCCCAUCAUCCCCCGCGACGGAAAGGAUGCCUUCAAGAUUGAGUGCAUGGGAAGGAACUUCCAUGAAAACUGUUACCGUUGUGAGGACUGCAGCGUCCUCCUGUCUGUGGAGCCCACCGACCAAGGCUGCUACCCGCUGAACAACCAUCUCUUCUGCAAGCCCUGCCACAUGAAGCGGAGUGCUGCUGGGUGCUGCUAAGAACCCCGAUGCCAGGCCCCUCCCUGACAUGGUUUCCUCACUCAGCCUUCCUUGCAUACUUUCCUUAUGAGCCUCACUGGGCACCAGCACACUGCUCGGCCCACAGCGUCUAGACACAAGAGCCUGAGACCCUGGGGCUUGGCCUCCUGGUACACAGCUCCCCCCACCCAGACUUUCAACUCCUCCGACUCCGACAACCAGAAGGCCCCUCACCAGGAGAUUGGGACCCUGGUUCCUCUCUAGUGCUAGCCCUGACCUAUUUGUGGGGACAGGUCUCAGGAUGAUGCCCAUAUCUCCGACCAUGAUGCUUAGCUGCCUAGCAGAAGGUGCUGAGACCAGCUUAGCGUGUUGAGCUGAGCUGUUCCAAGUGUGCCUGCCCAGUUACCGUAGAAAGUGUAUUUUAAAAAUUUAGAAAUUUAUGCUGGGGCUGGGAACAGAGGCAGGUGGAUCUCUAAGUUCUAUGCCAGCCUGGUCUACAGAGCAAGUUCCAAGACAGCCAGGGAUAUACAGAGACACCCCGUCUUGAAAAAAAGAAAGAAACAAAGAAAGGAAGGAAGGAAGGAAGGAAGGAAGGAAGGAAGGGAAAAGAGAAAUUCAUGUUGGGCAUGAUGGCAUACAAUUUUAAUCCCAGCACUUCAGAAGCAGAGGCAGGUGGAUCUCUAUGACUUCCAGGCCAGCCUGAUAUACAGAGUGAGUUCAGUUUAAAUGAUGAAAAACAUUCUUUGGAUUUGGAGAAAGGAAAUCUUUUAAUUUUUCUUCAAUUUUUUUCUUUUUUGGUGGAGUGAAAUCAGUAAAUAUCUUCCCUUGGUUCAUAAAUGUUUAAGAAUGCAACUCGGAGCCGGGCAGCAGUUGCACGCCUUUAAUCCCAGCACCUGGGAGGCAGAGGCAGGAGGAUCUCAGAGUUUGAGGCUAGCCUGAUCUACAAGGUUAGUUCCAGGACAGCCAGGGCUACAUAACAAAACUCUGUCUUGAAAAACCAAAAAAGAAUGCAACUCGGAGGCUGGAGAGAUGGCUCGGUGGUUAAGAGUACUUGCUGCUCUUGUGAAGGACCAGAGUUCAUUUCCCAGCACCCACAUGAGGCUCAUAAGUACUUGACCUGUAACUCCAAUUCCUGGAGAUCUGGUGCCCUCUACUGGUCUCUUCAGGCACCUGCAUGCAUGAGAUGCACAUAUACUCAAGCACAAACACAUACACAUGGAAAAAAAAAACGUUUAGCCAGGUGUGGCAGCACACGCCUUUAAUCCCAGUACUUGGGAGGCAGAGGCAGGUGGAUCUCUGCAUUUGAAGGCAGCCAGGGCUACACAGUGAAAUGCUGUAUUUUUUUUUUAAGUAGCUUGGGUUUGGCAGUCCACAUCAAUGAUCCUAGUGCUUUAGAGAACUACCAGAAACUUGAGGCCUGCCAGGUCUUCAUAGAAUUCAUAGAAUGUAGCCUUGGCUGCAUUCAGAGACUGUGUCUCCAAGAAAAAAAUCACAGAUGCAUAGGAACAUGAAGUAGUGACCACCCAGCCUUCCUACCUCUGGAGCAGAUGCUGGAGUAGAGAUGGGGUCAGGAGGAGCAGGAGGGUGGCCAGCAGCCUCCACCUGCUUCCUGGCCCUGCUGUGGGCUUUUGUGAGUGGUCCACAGACAGGGAUUAAGUGCCUUUGAUUUGCUAGAGAACAAAAGUGGGGCUGAGCCUCCUUCCUACAGCCUUCACAAGUCUCUCUCUCUCUCUCUCUCUCUCUCUCUCUCUCUCUCUCUCUCUCUCUCUCUUGGAUGAGGUCAGGGAAAGGCAUCUCCCUUUGGCCUCCCAUUUGUACCUCUCAGA
This is a messenger RNA of Peromyscus eremicus (cactus mouse), 3064 nucleotides long. It is a transcript of the gene Fblim1, whose product is annotated as filamin binding LIM protein 1. The coding region runs from base 132 to 1259 and encodes 375 amino acids. The record is from RefSeq and is a predicted model, not a curated record. NCBI's taxonomy places the organism in Eukaryota, Metazoa, Chordata, Mammalia, Rodentia, Cricetidae. Gene Ontology annotation, molecular function: filamin binding. The transcript has 9 exons. Gene Ontology annotation, biological process: cell-cell adhesion. Gene Ontology annotation, cellular component: focal adhesion; stress fiber.